GCUGGCGUCUGUCGGCGGGAGCGGUGCACGGAGCCCGUGAGCGCAAGCUCGAGCUUAGGCCGGAGACUUCGGGCGCCCAGAGGUAACCAGUCAGAGAUGGCUCUUCCCACGUUGCCUUCUUAUUGGUGCCGAGGGAGGCCCGCAGAUCAGCAUGUUGCCCGCCAGCGCCAGCGGGAGCAGGAGGCCCAGCUUCGCCAGCAGUGGGAACAGAACAGCCGCUACUUCAGGACUUCGGACAUCCACAGCUCCAAACAGGCCCAGUGGAGCUCCAAGAGCACCUACCAGCGGAGCAUGCAGGCCUACCAGCAUGAGAAGAUGAAGGAGGAGAAGAGGAGGAGUCUGGAGGCCCGACGUGAGCGGCUCAGGCAGCUCAUGCUGGAGGAGCAGGACCUGCUGGCCAAGGAGCUGGAGGGUCUGAGGCUGAGCAUGAGCCUUCGGGAACAAAGAAUCCGGGAACAGCACAGGGAUCUGAAGGCAGCCCGAGAAGAACAGAGGAAACUGAUCGCUGAGCGACUUUUAUAUGAGCACUGGAGAAAGACCAACCCCAAACUUCGAGAGGUUGAGAUGGACCUUCAUAGGAAGGACGUGAUAAAUUCUUGGGCAACACAGAAAGAAGAAAAAAAGCAGCAAGAAGCCAUGGAGGAGCAGGAGAACAAGCAGUUUGAAAAUAAGUAUGAAGCAGCCUGCAGGGAGGCCGAGGAAAGGAUGAGAGCAGAGGAGGAGAGGAGGCAGCUGGAGGACAAGCAGCAGGCCGAAGCUCUGCGCCAGCAGAUGGAGGAGCUGAAGCAGAAGGAGAUGGAGGCAACCAAACUGAAGAAGGAACAGGAGAACCUGCUGAAGCAGCGCUGGGAGCUGGAGAGGCUGGAGGAAGAGCGGAGGCAGAUGGCAGCCCUCCGGCGCAAGGCAGAGCUCGGGCGCUUCCUGAGACAUCAGUACAAUGCACAGCUCAACAGGCGGACCCAGCAGAUCCAGGAGGAGCUGGAGGCCGACGGGCGGAUCCUGCAGGCGCUCCUGGAGAAGGAAGACCAGCUGCAGCGCGCCCAGCUCGCCAGGCGGGAGCAAGCCCUGGCCGACGCAGCCUGGAUGAAGCAGGUCAUCGAGGAGCAGCUGCGGCUGGAGAAAGCGAGGGAGGCAGAGCUGCAGCUGCUGCUGAGGGAGGAGGCCAAGGAGAUGUGGGAAAAGAGAGAAGCAGAGUGGGCUCGAGAGCAAAGUGCGCGGGACAGACUAAUGAGUGAGGUUCUGAUAGGGAGGCAGCAGCAGAUACAAGAGAAGAUUGAACAGAACCGGCGGGCGCAAGAGGAGACCCUAAAACACAGGGAAAAGCUCAUCCAGAGUCUGGAGGAGGCGAGGCAGUUAGCUCAGCGCGCAAAGGAGGAGCGUGAAGAGCUGAAGUCAGCCAGGAGGCAGGAGCUAGAAGCCCAGGUUUCAGAGCGCCAGCUCCAGGCCUGGGAAGCAGCCCGGCAGGAGGAGGAGGAAGAGGAGGCGGCCAAGCAGGCAGAACAGCUCUCUGAUGCUCUGCUGCAGCAAGAGGCGAAGACCAUGGCUGAGGAGGGCUACCGGCCCAAGCCCUGUGGAUACCCCAAAAUUGCUUGGGACUGACAUUGAGCACAGAGAAGCAUGCUGACUUGAUACAACUCCAGACAACUGUACAUUGCUUGGUUCUAGCCCAGACUCAGGGUGCUGCUGGGUAGUUCUGCCACCAUGCCUGUUCAGGCUCAUCGUGGUCCAGCUAGAUGUCAGGAUGUCACGGGUGUCCAGGUUCUGGUGAGAGCCGUUCCCUGCUUUCCUCACCCACAGGUCUUACAGACUUGUGUUUACAGCGUUGCCCAGAGGCUGCACAAUGCCUCAUACGUAGCUUUUAGAGCCACACAAGAACAAGUCAUGUUCUAUGACAGGACACGUAGGUUCCUGUCGUCUGUCUAGUUGUCAGCUCUAGGGAGGACCAGACAGAGAGGAGGGAGCCUUUCAGGCUCUAAAGUUGCUGUUUAGAAGUUAUUCUGUGGGGCUGCAGAGAUGGCUCAGAGGUUAAAAGCAUUGCCUGCUCUUCCAGAGGUCCUGAGUUCAGUUCCCAGCAAUCAUAUGAUGGCUCACAACCAUCUAUAGUGAGAUCUGGUGCCCUCCUCUGGUGCACUGGGACACAUGUAGGCAGAACAUUGUUUACAUAAUAAAUAAAUAAAUCUUUUAAAAAAAGUUAUUCUGUUAGAGGCGACUUGUGGGUCUCCGUGUAGUUAUUUCCGGUUAUUAGCUGCAUGGCCCCAAGGACCACGUGGAACGUUCUGGAAGAGCCCGGCUUCCGGAAAAGAUGGUGACAGAGGAGCUCCUUGUCUGGAAGUAUGAGACCCCCACAGGAGCUGGGCUGGGGCUCAGUGUGGGUGCUUACUGUGUGGUCCUCAUCCCAGCCCAACAGCACCAGGAAGAAAAGAGUCCAUACCACACGUGAGCACAUGCCACCCUGAAGAGAGUCACUUGGCUGGCUAGCCUGGUAAAGGCAGGGGCCCGGGAUGGGACUAGGGGCCGCCUGAAUCUGGGGAAGGCCUUUGUGCAGCCCUGCCGGAAUUAAGUGCCUAGGGGAACAUGUGGCCUUGGAGAAACGGGCUGAGCCUCAGAACCACAGAUGAGUCCCUGUCUCCCCGUCAGCUCAUGUGACCCAGCCCCCAGUUCACCUCUCCAAGCAGCUAUGGGUCCUGGUAGCAACAGUUUCUUUUUAUGACUUGUAUUUUUCCACAUUCCUCCUCUGGGGUUUGUUUUCAUCAUUGUAUUCAAGAUUCCAUACCUCAGUAAACUCUAGCUAAUUAUAGGGCAUUUUCUCUGGUUAUGGGAACCAGAGCUACACAGAAAGCCUGGGUCUGAGGAUGCAUCACUUCCCUUCCACCAAGGAGGCCCUCCUCAGUCUGUUCAUUUCACACCGUGGUUCUGAUGUGGCCCCUGAGUUGUUUUCAUUAUGCGCUUGCGAUCACCCGCCCUUUUCAAACGCUCAUUGACUGUGAAAUAAAGCUCUAUUUC
Messenger RNA from Psammomys obesus (fat sand rat), 3003 nucleotides. RefSeq names its product trichoplein keratin filament binding (gene Tchp). Gene Ontology annotation, cellular component: keratin filament. Bases 97 to 1599 code for a protein of 500 amino acids. Gene Ontology annotation, biological process: apoptotic process. The transcript has 13 exons. Lineage: Eukaryota; Metazoa; Chordata; Mammalia; Rodentia; Muridae. The record is from RefSeq and is a predicted model, not a curated record.